Messenger RNA from Saxophila tyrrhenica, 2082 nucleotides. It is a transcript of the gene COG6, whose product is annotated as Golgi transport complex subunit 6. The transcript has a single exon. Gene Ontology annotation, biological process: intra-Golgi vesicle-mediated transport. Lineage: Eukaryota; Fungi; Ascomycota; Dothideomycetes; Mycosphaerellales; Extremaceae. The record is from RefSeq and is a predicted model, not a curated record. The coding region runs from base 1 to 2082 and encodes 693 amino acids. Gene Ontology annotation, cellular component: COG complex.
AUGACCACCUCGUACUUCACCGAGCGGGUCAGCUCGCCAGUCAACGGCGAUGCCGGAUCUCUACUAUCCCCAACAACGCCAGGAGGUGCUGGGCCAAAGUCAAAUGCGCUGCAGAACAGAGUGACGAGCGUGCUGUCAGCUUCCUACGCUGACUUGGAAAUCCGCGAUGCUUUGUCAAUGCUAGACGAGCGAGGCCUGCAAAACACAGCAGAGACUCGGAGAAACCUUCGGCUCGAUGUCCAGCAGGAGCUGAUCGAAUGCAAUGGCGAGAUCGUGCAGGACUUUGGCAAAGUUGCGGAUCAGCUCAAGCGGAUAGGCACCGCCAUUGAGAACCUCAACAACAGCUGCAAGGAGAUCCGCAUGCAUGUCGAUGCUGCCAGCCGCGAGUCUGGACCGAUGCUGGAUGAUGCGACGAACAUACUGUCCGAGAAGCGGCAUGUCGAGACGAAGCAGCAGGUGCUGGACGCAUUCAAAGCACACUUUGUGGUCUCCGACUCCGACCUUGCGACCUUGACAUCCACCGCUGAGCCGGUCAAUGACGACUUCUUCCGCAUUUUAACUCGCGUCAAGAAGAUACACCAGGACAGCGAAGUCCUGCUCGGUGCUGAAAGCCAGCGGCUCGGGCUUGAGAUUCUCGAGCAGAGCUCACGGCAGCUCAACGCAGCCUUCCAAAAGCUGUAUCGGUGGAUACAACGGGAGUUCAAGUCGCUUGAUCUGGAGAACCCGCAGAUCAGCGCCAGUAUCAGACGAGCUUUACGGGUGCUGGCUGAGCGGCCAACUCUGUUCCAGAAUUGCCUCGACUUCUUCGCUGAAGCACGGGAGAACAUCCUGUCGAACAACUUCUACGCUGCUCUUACUGGCGCUCCGGUCGACCCAGACCAUCCUGUCAUGGGGAAGGCCAUCGAGCUGUCUGCCCAUGACCCGCUACGGUAUAUUAGCGAUAUGCUGGCGUGGGCACACUCAGCUACAGUCUCUGAACGAGAAGCACUGGAAGUGCUGUUCAUCUCCGAAGGCGACGAGAUAGCCAAGAGCAUUCAGGCCGGCAUCGAGAGCGAGCCCUGGUCUCGGACAGAUGAUGCCGACAAGAUGCAGACCUUCAAUGGACGACAGGCGCUCAACCAACUGGUCGACCGCGACCUUACAGGCGUUCUUCGACAGUUGAAACAGCGUACCGAACAAGUCAUCCAAAGCCACGAGGACGCCACCCUCUCCUACAAGAUCGCCAACCUCGUCCUCUUCUACUGCAACAUCUUCUCCUCCCUCACGGGCGAGAAGUCAAGCAUCCUCGAAACCCUUCGACCGCUCUCCGACACCGCCAUGCGCAGCUUCAAAUCCACAAUGCGCGACCACGUCGCCAACCUUCAAGCCGACGCCGCCAUCGGCUCAGACGACCUCGCACCGCCCGAGUUCCUCGUCGAAGCACUGGAAACCCUCCAAGUCCUGAUGAAGAGCUACGACACCUCUGCCAUCACCAACGACCGCGCCAAACGCGCCGAAGGCUUCCAGCCCAUCCUCCAAGACGCGCUGGACCCCUACCUCGCCGGCUGCGAAAACAUCACCCGUCGCCUCCGCACGCCGCAGAAACACAUCUUCGCCUUGAACUGCCUGCUCGCGACCAAAGACACGUUGCGGAAAUAUUCCUUCGCUGACCGCAGCGAGGAGCUCGAGUCCCGCAUCUCGGAGCAUGAAAAAGAGUUGACAGACGCCACGCACGCCUGGUUACUGCGCGAAUCCGGCAUGGCUUCUCUCGUUUCCAACAUCUCCACCCCCGACGACCUCGCCUCAUCGUACAAAGACCCGAAACAACUUUAUACCAUCGCGCAGCAGCUCGACGCUUUCCUCCCAACCGCUACGGACGACGCGCGGGAGUUCUUGACGCAGUUGGAGGACCGGGCGCUGGGGAGACGGGUGAUUGAGCAGGCUGCUGAAAGGUUUUGUGAGGACUUUGAGGAGGUGGAGGGGUUGGUACUUAAAGCGGACGAGAUGAAGGAGAGGGCUGUUGGGGAGGGGGAGGAGGGAGAGGUGUGGUUGAGGGAGGUGUGGGUGAGGACAAGUGGGGAGAUCAGGGUGUUGUUGAGUUAG